AUGCCGAAGCGCGGGCUUCUGUCCUUUGGGCUGCUUCUAGCCGUUGGUCGGCUGUGGACCUUUUGUGGACUGAGCCAGGCCUCGCACGAUGGCCGCACCACGCGGACGGAGCGCCAACGGGCGGAAGACGCUCAGUCAGAGAUCUCAGCGGAGAGGAGCGAAGAGUUGCUGAUCGCACUGGGUCGAAAUCUUUGGGCGGCGGCCGACGAGCUCUUGGAGGUGAGUGCCCUCCUGGCUGCCGCGCCUUUGGGCCUCCAAGCCCUGGACGUCCGGAAGUUCUCCCCGCAGGGCCUCGGGGCCGCCGCGCUGGCGCUCCGCAGCGCAGCAGAUAUGAUGCUGGAUGAGGAUUGGGAAAGCGCCAUGGGAGAGCUAGAGGUCGCUGCCGUCUCCUGCGAGGGCUUCUUGCCGCCCCAAGCCAUGCAAGGCCUUGUGGACUUGUUCGCCUACGAGGAACCCAUCCCCAGCUGCGAGUGGAAAGCCGGGAGCCGAUCGCUGAGACGCUUGUCGCGGAACUUGGAGAAUGUGAUCUCCCGGCUGGGUGAGGGCGAGGUGGUGAAUUCCUUGCUGCGCGCGGCGGAAGCCUUUCGGGAUGCUGGGCAGCUUUUUACCGGAAGCUUUAAGAUGCCCCCAGACCCACGGAUCUACCGCGGACCGCGGGGGCAAACGCCACGAGACUUCUAUGGCAGCUUCUACCAGCCGCCUGAGCCUCAAUAUGUGGAGGACGCUCCACCCGGCAGCCCCGCUGGGCAGCUCCUGCAGUCGGUGGCGGCGGAGUUGGAGGCAGAGACCACGUCCGAGGGCCGGCGCUUGCUGCUGCGGCGCCUGGUGCGGAAGCUGCAUCCGGAUCAGAACCGUGGGAAGGACGGAGGGAACCGUGGGAAGGACGGAGCUGAAAUGUUUGAUUCACGUGCUGAGCAUGAUGGGACAUUGGGGGUUGGAGGUUUGAUGCUCACCGAGAUAGAUAAGCUCACCCAGGUGGAGGGUGGAAAGAAGGUGGAAGAGCAAAGUGACGAGAAAGACAUGGGCAUGUCUUACGAUGAGCUCGGCGAUUUGGGACAUCUCCGGAAGGUGGAGAAGUGCGGGCCCCUCUCCACCUUCCUGAAGCUGCGACAACUUUGGUCCCACAAGACGGCCGACUGGACAGGGCCGCAGGACAACGACAAGGCCAUCACCCCGUCGAUCCGUGUGAAGGUUCAGCCUCAAAGCUUUGAUGAGAAGGUAGCGCAGAAGGUGAAGGACUUCUACUUCUACAAUGCCAUCAAUCGACACAAGACGAUGACCACCUUGACGCCCUCCUACCAUGCGGAGAACUACUCCCCGGACGACAACCGCUUUGAUCUGAGACCUUUCCUUUUCCCAGCAGCUUUUGAAGCGCAAUUCGAAGCGAUCGAUGAAGUGGUGAAAGCAUGUAAAGGAUCCUAG
Messenger RNA from Durusdinium trenchii, 1422 nucleotides. Lineage: Eukaryota; Dinophyceae; Suessiales; Symbiodiniaceae. The record is from the annotation of a GenBank genome assembly.